CAGAAAACAGGCUUCAGUUAACACAGAAUUGUGUAGUAGAAACUGCUGACAAUUAAGUGUCUUAUUGACAGUAAAAGAAGAUAAAAGCAUGUGUUAGUGACAUCAUUGUGGCGGUGAGAGGAGAGAACAUCGGCGGCGUUGUCCGCACACCAGCUCAUAUCAGAGGACAUCCUGUGAUAACACAAACAGUUCCUUGCUGCUUGAGACUAGAUCAAGAUGUGUGCGAUCACGAUGCCUCGACUGACAGCUGUCUUCUGGGUGGUAGCAGUCCUGGGUGUCUCAGGGGCCCAGGACCUCUGCGGCAGGUGCGAGUGUCUUCCGGCAGGACCUACCCCAACCCAGGCCAUCUGCCAUGAUAACAGCCCAACCGCUGAUAAGAUAUUCUUACCGUGGACCACCGCAGAAAGCGCUUCCAUAGAACUAAUAUAUAUUUAUGGAAUGAAAACAGUGAACUUCACUGAGAAUUCGUUUACAACAGAAAGGCCGAUCACUCUAUUCAUCCAAAACUGCAGCUAUGUGAACAUCAAUGAUCACUCAAUCGAGAAGUUGAGAACUUUGCUGAUAAGAGAUGCUGAUAGAGUAGAUGUCGGCAUCUUGCCACAAGAGUAUCUGUGGACCACAGUCCUCGAAGAUAUUAAACAGCUGUCAAUCUCCUCAGCCAGCCUCUCUGCUUUGUACUCUGUCAUGAUUGGGCACAUUGGCUCUCUCAGUCUUGUACCAACUACGGGCGAUGAUCUCUGUUCUGCCAAUCCUGACUUUACGUUCACUCUACUUACUAGCCAGGUGAAUUCCGUUCCCAGUGGAGGCAUGUCGCUGUGUGGAGGUCACAUAACGAUAAACAGCAACACGUUCAAUCAUGUAGAAGAAGAAGGGUUCCAAAUAUCCACUGAGGGGAGUGUAGCCAUCGUCAACAACCUAUUCAAGAACGUGUCCAAACAAGCCUUCAACCUGACAUCUCCUGAAAUCCACAUAACGAGCAACCAUUUUGUGAACUUGCCAGCUGGAACGCUCCGUGGGGUCUCGACACUUCUAGAUUCCUUCUUCACCAACAACACCGUCUCGGACAUCGAUCUCGGAGGGGUGCUGCUGGACAUGGGCUGGGACAUGAUCAUAGAACGGAACAUCAUCGACUGUGACUGUGCCUCGAAAAGAACCAGCAUAUUGAACCCCAAGCACGACAUGCUGUAUUUGACCAACUCCUCGAUGGAAAAGCUGCAAAACAUCUUCCGCUACAACUUUUGCAACCUGAACUGCACUGUGACGUUGAAAGCGUUCAGCUACGCUCUGAGCAGAGGCGAGGUCUGCGUCACAAACAAAACAAAACUGGAACACGAAGUGCUCUGCAAUAUUUCAACUCUGCCAGAGGUGGAUUCUACUACGUUAGAUGAUAUCUUCACCACUGAAAUGACCGAUACUGAGACUGAUAAAGAUAGCUCUUUUGUGUCAGCAGCGAGCAAACCGAAGGUUCUGGUACCUUUGGGAAUAAUAGCUGCGUUGCUUAUUGUUACUAGUUCAGUGUUAUAUGGCUGUAAAGAAAUAUUCUCUUUCAGAUUCACCUUUAAGCCAGACAGGGAUAUCGGAUCAAAAAUUUCCCUCCGUUAAGCUUUUGUUUCUGGUUUCAGAAGAAAGUGAAACUGAUUGAACUUUGCAAUUACGCUUCUCGAAAGAAGUUACUUAGUUUCCGAAUUUGUAAAAUUUUUCAUACACAAGUUAUUAAAUAUUUAGUUAUUUUUUAUUAGAUUGAACAGGAAAGUCUUGUAAUCCACUGUCGAAUUGUUCAUUGAGGAAAUACUGUUAAAAAAAUCCAUGGACAACUUAAGAAUUUAAUAUAAUUUAUUGUUAAGUGGAAAGAAUUUGCCUUUAAAAUUUGUUUACAUGUCCAAGAGACCAGUAAUAAUAUAUAUUAAUUAGUGAAUCAAAGCUGAGCUUUGUAAAAUAUUACUUCAGAACCAACUAAAAUAGUUACAAUAAAAGUAUCUGUUUAGUAUUACCCAAGUAUUUAUUGAUGCUGUAGUCAGAGUUGCUAAGCGACGUAUAUGACGGCAAUUUCACUUUUUGCAAGUAAACAUAUAGGGAAAUAUAUGUUUAUCUGUGUUUGUUGCGUACUUAGUUAUAGUUAUUGUAGGAGAUGAUUAUGGAAGAGGAUAACUGAUUGUACAACUUACCUAUAUUAUAUUUUUAACAUAUUUAAACAUGAAGAAUUAAUUAAAAAAGUAGUAAUUCUUAUAAAAUCUCAUUAGAAUGUAACAGUAUAUCAAGUAAACAGUAGUCUGACACUUUUUAAAUUUAAAAGACUACAUAAAACGGUACUUCUAAGAAAAAUAAUCAUACUUUGAGUAUAGAAUAGGAACCAACAUAAAAAAGAAGUGUAUCGUAGUGUAAAUUUCAUACAUUUAAGAUUUAGUUUUUAUAUAGCCUAUAGUUUUUGUAUUUUGUAAAUAAAUGAUUGUUUUAUAA
Homalodisca vitripennis (glassy-winged sharpshooter) is the source of this 2457-nucleotide messenger RNA. RefSeq lists its product as uncharacterized. The record is from RefSeq and is a predicted model, not a curated record. The transcript has 4 exons. Bases 217 to 1602 code for a protein of 461 amino acids. Lineage: Eukaryota; Metazoa; Arthropoda; Insecta; Hemiptera; Cicadellidae.